Messenger RNA from Rosa rugosa (rugosa rose), 1381 nucleotides. RefSeq names its product 1-aminocyclopropane-1-carboxylate oxidase homolog 1-like. The record is from RefSeq and is a predicted model, not a curated record. The transcript has 3 exons. The coding region runs from base 142 to 1239 and encodes 365 amino acids. Lineage: Eukaryota; Viridiplantae; Streptophyta; Magnoliopsida; Rosales; Rosaceae.
GAUUGACAUCGAUGUAAAUAAUGAUUAAAUAUGUGAAAUCAUGGGAAGCAUGAUAAAAGGGCAUUAUAUAUCUAAACACAGCUCCUGCAGCGCGCAGACAAAAGCUUUCCAGAUUUGUGGACUAAAAACAAGCACAAGAAAAUGGUCUCCGAUAAUUCUAGCACCAACGAAGAGCGUCUUCAACAGCUGAAGGCUUUUGACCAAUCCAAAGCUGGCGUCAAAGGGAUCGUCGACGCCGGAGUCACCAAAAUCCCAUCGAUUUUCUUUCACUCGGGUGACGACCACACAAGUUUCAGUUCCAGUCAACCAACUCAAACCCAGUUCAGGAUCCCAGUUGUUGACCUAACUGACACUGAGCACAAGCGUGCUGAAGUUGUAGACGGAGUACGGCGGGCCGCAGAGAGCGUAGGGUUCUUCCAGGUGGUGAACCAUGGGAUACCAAAGAGAGUUUUGGAGGAGAUGCUGGAGGCAACACGCGCGUUCCACGAGCUUCCGAGUGAGAUGAAGGCUGAUUACUACACUAGGGACCCGAUGAGGAAAGUCAGGUUCGUUAGCAGCUUUCAUCUGUACGAGUCAAGGUCUGCUAAUUGGAGGGACAGUCUGUUGUGUGACAUGGCUCCCGAGCCUCUUGAUCCUCUGGAAUUGCCUGCGAUUUGCAGAGAUAUAACUGUUGAAUACUCUAACAAAAUUUAUAAAUUGGGACUUACUCUGUUUGAGCUGUUAUCUGAGGCUCUUGGACUCAAAUCAGACCACCUUCUAGGUUUGGAUUGUGCAAAUGGAUAUAUUAUUCUUGGUCAUUACUAUCCACCAUGUCCUGAACCAGAAUUGACCAUUGGAACGGACAAACACUCGGAUGCUAAUUUUCUCACUAUCCUACUUCAAGACAAUAUUGGUGGACUCCAAAUUUUGCAUGAAAAUCAAUGGAUAGAUGUUGCUCCCGUGGAUGGAUCUGUAAUAGUCAACAUUGGAGAUCUUUUGCAGCUAAUCUCAAACGACAAGUUUGUAAGCGUUAAUCACAGAGCAGUGACGAAAACCGUAGGUCCAAGAAUUUCAGUAGCAUGUUUUCUCAGGCAUAUGUCACUCGAAAGUUUACCAAGACUGUAUGAGCCAAUUAAGGAGUUGACGUCAGAAGAAAAUCCUGCCAAGUACCGGGCAACCAGUGUGAAAGAGUAUGUUGGAUACCACUAUAAUAAAGGUAUGAUUGCUGGAGUCUCCGGACUAGAAUAUUUGAAGUUGUGAUUUGCGAAUUUUGACCAUGGUAAUGUAAGAUCUAGCGAGUGCAGUAAUGGAUAUGAUGUAUAUAUGCAAUAAUGUACUUCUAGUUUGGCAAUGAAAAUUGUAAACGACUGUUAUAAGUGCACAAGUAAUUUCGUUUUCACAA